AUGAAAAAUACUUGGCGUCAUAUCAGAGAUAACUACAUGCGAUAUUUAAACCAAGGAAAAAGUGGCGAUUCAGCAAAAUCAAGAAAAAAAUACAUAUAUGCUGAUUCGUUAUCUUUUUUGCAACAAUCUCUCGUAAAAAGAAGGACAAGUGGAAAUUUUGAAAAUAUUGAAACACCAUCAUUGGAGCAUGAUUCAAUUGCUGAAAAUGAUAGUGAUUUAAAUCUAAACAUUAGUAGUGAUUAUGUUAAUGAUUUAAAUUCACAACCAUUAGAACCUCAAACAGAAAACAUAAGCCAAAAACAACGAUCACCCUCGGCAGCUCGGCAAUCAAAAAGAAAUGUACCUCAAACAAAUGCAUUUCAAUCACAGUUAUUGGAUUUGUUGAAAGAACCUGAGCUUAAUAUUUUGCAAGAUCCCGAUAAUAUGAUGCUGUUGUCGUUUUCACCGAAAUAUAAAAAAUUAAACGAAGACCAGAAAAUAGAUUUUCAAAUGCAAAUGUUACAAUUUUUUAAAAAUAUUAAUAGACCUAUGCCACCGUUAUUUAAUCAACCAAUAAUACAAGAAAUAGAACAACGUCACUUGUAUCGCCCUCCUAUAUCAGCAAACAAUCAGACAACACAGUCAUAUAGUCUAGCAGAUCCUUAUUCACAAUUUUUAACACAUUCUCAAAAUUCAUACCAGCCCUUGUAA
Molecule: messenger RNA, 690 nt
Organism: Macrosiphum euphorbiae (potato aphid)
Lineage: Eukaryota; Metazoa; Arthropoda; Insecta; Hemiptera; Aphididae
Source: the annotation of a GenBank genome assembly